This is a messenger RNA of Clarias gariepinus (North African catfish), 3391 nucleotides long. RefSeq names its product protein phosphatase, Mg2+/Mn2+ dependent, 1J (gene ppm1j). Gene Ontology annotation, molecular function: protein serine/threonine phosphatase activity. The record is from RefSeq and is a predicted model, not a curated record. The transcript is spliced from 10 exons. The coding region runs from base 291 to 1790 and encodes 499 amino acids. Lineage: Eukaryota; Metazoa; Chordata; Actinopteri; Siluriformes; Clariidae. Gene Ontology annotation, biological process: protein dephosphorylation.
CCUCCCUUGAUGCUGCCUGUGCUGUGAAGACAUUCCCUUUCCUGCUAGCAGACGGACAUGCUGAACUUCUGUGCCUCCUCAAAGACUCUCGGCUGAUCCACAGUCUAUCGGGCGAGGGAUAUUUUCUUUUCUUUUCUUUUCCUCCGCUAUGAGGAGAUCAUCGUGUGUGAGAACGUCGGACGAGCACAGGAGCGCCGGUUUCCUGCAGCGCGUCUCUCCCGCUGCGCCGCUCCGCUUCUGCUUUUAGCUCUCGCGCUUUGAGCUCGCGCGCGCAGGAGCACCGCACCGCAAUGAUUAGCAAAGUGAAGAAUGCCAUGUCCUCGCUGGUGGGCGGCAUCGUUCCGCACGGCCACCACCACCACCACCAUCAUGCUCAGCAGCAGCAGCAACAGCAGAGCGGCGCGGACUCUUUGCCGCCGCGAUUCCCGUACGCGCGGCCCGAGUUUCUGGAUCUGAGCGCUGAGUUGGUUCACUACGCGGCCGAGCACGCAUCCCGGCCCGUCAUAACACUCCGGAGAGACGCGAAGAUGCCCUGGCGCACAGGAUAUGCAGAGGUGAUAAAUGCAGGAAAGAGUAUGCUGAAUGAGGAUCAGGCUUCGUGUGACAUCCUAUACGUGAAGAAGCUCACUAGCAAACAGCAGCGGGCCUCCGUGAUGCUAGAGGACAGUGGGGACACCACAGGUAUCCCUAUGCACUUUUGGGGAGUAUUUGAUGGUCAUGCUGGCUCUGGAGCCGCCCUGAUGGCCUCCAAAGUUCUCCAUCGUCUUAUCCGAGAUGGUUUGUGUGAAGUAGCCCAUCUUUUGGAGAAUCAGAGCAGCCCACCCCCCAUCUGCCUAGCUAAGAAUGGGAGUCCCUAUCAGGCUGAGCAAAAGAAGGGAUCUUGCAUGGAUGCAGAAGAUCAAGAUGGGCCUGUAGAUCCCAUUGCUCGCUUCCACAUGGAGAAGGUUGUCAGUCUGGAAAGCCUCGUGAUGGGAAUCAUAGAGAAUGCCUUCAAACAGAUGGAUGACCUUAUUGAAAAGGAGAAGGCGUCAUACAGCAUUUCUGGAGGAUGUUGUGCCUUGACUGCUUUGCAUUUGUUAGGAAAACUCUACGUAGCAAAUGCGGGUGACAGCAGAGCCAUAAUUGUUCGCAAUGAUGAGAUUAUUCCCAUGUCUUAUGAGUUCACACCAGAAAGUGAGAGACAGCGGCUGCAGUAUCUGGGAUUCCUUAAACCGGAACUGCUUGGGAACGAGUUCACACACAUCGAGUUUCCCCGGCGCAUUCAGCACAAUGAGCUAGGGAAGAAGAUGUUAUUUAGAGACCACACCAUGACUGGGUGGUCAUAUAAGACAAUUGUUGAAGAUGAUCUCAAGUUCCCUCUUAUUUAUGGAGAAGGGAAAAAGGCCCGUGUCAUGGCCACGAUUGGUGUAACACGUGGUUUAGGAGAUCAUGAUCUGAAAGUGUACAAUUCAAACAUUCAUAUAAAACCCUUCCUAUCCUGUUGUCCAGAGGUGAGGGUCUACAAUAUUUCAGAGCACAAACAUGGACCUGAUGAUGUCCUCAUUAUGGGCACUGAUGGAUUGUGGGAUGUGACUUCUGACAGAGAAGUAGCAGAUGCUGUGACGAAAUAUCUGUCCUGCUGUGAGCCUAAUGACCCAAUGAGGUAUACAUUGGCUGCUCAGGAUCUCCUAAUGAGGUCACGUGGUGUUCUGAAAGAACGAGGUUGGAGACUGCCCAAUGACAGACUGGGAUCAGGAGAUGACAUAACAGUGUUUAUCAUCCCACUGGCCGGGGCAGAGUCAGAGACAUGACAAGGCACAUCAGUUCUUCUAUGGCGAGCAAAUCAGGACACGACGUUAAUUCGUGCUGGGUGAGGAAGAGGUGCAAUACCAAAAAAAAAAAAUAAAAUUCAUUCUCCACUGAAGGGAAAGACAUGGGCAUUGCUCCUCUUCCUCCGACUUUUAAGAAGAAUCAUCUCGACUCUUACCUCUUCUUAUCAAGCCUGGGAUGACAUCAUCAUUAAGUGCCACUCCUUUCAUGCAACAUUUCUCACAGUACUGUGAAAGACUAUUUAAAAAAAACACUCUGUCCUAUAUAUAUAUAUAUAUAUAUAUAUAUAUAUAUAUAUAUGUACUCUUGAGGUCUGCUUUACAGCAAGCAGUGAUAAGAAAAGAGAAUAGUGUUUGGAGAAUAAAUGGUCUUUUAAACAUGACCUGAAAUUGAAAUGAGAGUAAUGGGGCACAGUAAAUGGAUGACAGAUCAAAUCUUGAUGAAUAAGGGUGUAUAGAUGUACGCACUUUAUCUUUAGGCAUAAACUCAUCAACCUGUAAUUAAAUCUUAGCAAAUUAAUAUAUCCCCCUCAACUCCCAUAAAUGUCUCCAAAAAAUGUGUCUGUUAAAUACAUGCAUUUCAGUGACUUUGCAGCAGCUUUAUUCAGAAUCUACUAAGAAUCUACAUCACAAGAAGGAAAGCACAACUUUCUCAUUAAUCCUGGGGCAAUUGUGUAGGAUUAUAUUGUGGCACAUGUGGGUAGUGGUAGCUCAGUGGUUAAGAUGCUGGGCUGCUGUUUUAAAGAACAUUGAUUUAAAUCCCAUCACAGCAAAGCUGCCACUGCUGUGCCCAUGAGCAAAGCCCUUAACUGCUUGCAGUUGUAUAGGUUGGAUAGAAUGUAGGUCUCUCUGGUGUCUACCAAACGCCAUAAAUGUAAAUGAAAAAAAAACAAUCUUGACAAAGCUUCAGGAAAAUAGAGGCCAUUGUUUCAACUCCUGGGUUUCUUACCUCUCCACAAAGCCAUGUUCACAAUGAACCUAAAAACUUGCAAGGAGGUGGAUUUUUAAAUAUAUUCAAACCCAGAUGUAUUAUUUGCACACACUACUUUCCACUUAAACGGUAGCAUAUGAGCUAGCUUUUUUCUCUGCCAAGUUUAGAAGCUUAUUGUAUAUUGAGAAUCCCAAUUAAAAGAGCUUUUAGUCCAAGAUCAGCACUUAUAUGGAACCUAAAAAUUUACCAUUCGUGAUGAAUUUAUUAUUAUAAUGUAUUAUUGCUAUGACUUUCACAUGAGGUACCAUAUUUGUAAAAAUGAGUCGACAGGAAGUUUUAGGUGGCAGAUUACCACCAAUGAUGUUUUAAUGCGAUCACAUUUCAACAUUAGAACCAAGUUCCUGAACAUCAACACCUGAACUUUAAUUUAAUACACCUUGUUUAAAUGAUCUUGAGGUGAACAACCGAAUGUGGAUAGAAAUCUGAUCAUUUGAAUCGGCGGCUAGAACUUUGUUGUUUUUUUGUUUGUUCGUUUUGCUAAUAUCUUUAAUUGUAUUAUCAUUCCUGCUGACUGUUUUAUCAUUUGUUAAGCUAAAACACCUAAGCAACUGUGACUCCUUCACAAUAAAAUAUCCCAUCUUUGAAUAAAUUA